Globicephala melas (long-finned pilot whale) is the source of this 2009-nucleotide messenger RNA. Its product is annotated as transcription elongation factor A protein-like 4. The record is from RefSeq and is a predicted model, not a curated record. Lineage: Eukaryota; Metazoa; Chordata; Mammalia; Artiodactyla; Delphinidae.
GAAUCCAGAGAAGCCUGCUGUCAGAUCCAGCGCCGUCUGGGAGCCCCUAAUUGUUGCUCCAGGUUCUUUCAGGUGUACGUGUCUGUUGUUCCCAGUGCUCUACUGGGCUAGAGAAAGAGGAGGAACCUGUCCUGAAUCCUCGCAGUGAAAAUGAAGGAAAGCCUGAGAACCAAGGCAAGAUGGAAAACAAAGAACAGCCACUGGUUGCGGGAAAGCCGGGAGUAGCUUGUCCUGUGGAAGACAAGGAAAAGUUAGAAAACAAGGGAAGGGCAGAUCUCAGGGGAAAGACAGAAGAUGAGGAAGUACUAAAGGAUAAGGAAAAGCCAGAGAGUGAGGCAAAGCCAAAAGAAGGAAAUCCAGAGAGUGAGGGAAAGCCAGUGAGCGAGGGAAAGCCCGUAAGUGAGGGAAAGCCAGUGAGCGAGGGAAAGCCAAAAGAAGAAAAGCCAGCCAGCAAACCAAGGGCUGCAGGAAAGUGCCCAGCUGGGGAUGAUGUACCCAGGAAGGCCAAAAGAAAAACCAACAAGGGGCUGGCUCAGUGUCUCAAGGAAUACAAGGAGGCCAUACAUGAUAUGCAUUUGAGCAAUGAAGCGAUGAUAAGAGAAUUUGACGAGAUGGCCAGGGUGGAGGAUGAGGUGUAGAAAACCAGACAGAAAUUGGAUGCAAAAAAGUUUACAGGACCCCUUCCACCCGAAGGGCCCAAGGGAACUCAGGGGUGGCUGCAGGGCCCCACAAAGGGGCUUUGAAGACAUUCCUUUUGUGUAGUGCCCCUGGCAGGCAUUUGCAAGGCCCUAUGCUUUAUUUAACCUUAUGCUAAUACUAUGCUUUAGGUGUCACUCUCUUUAUCCAACUGCAGCCCUGUGUGUUUCAGUAGCAGAUUUUCAUCCAUUGCAUGGAAAAAUGUUUAUGGUGCAUUGUAAAAUGUUUUAAAAACCAGUUUUCAGAACCAUAUAUACGGCAUCAGUCCAUUUUUGUAAAACUACAAAGAUACUUACCUAGUGAUCCAUGUACAGAAAAAACUCGGAAAGCUGUGUCUACUAAAAGAUUAACAGUGGUUUAAAAAAAAAAAAAAAGAAUCCAGAGAAGGGAGGUGGUGCACUCAAGGCGACACAGCCAGAGACACAGUCAGGGCUAACGCCUACCCUCCUGACAUUUUCAUGGACAAUAUCUUUUAUUGAGCUAAGUUUCUGAAACCUGACCAGAGAGAAGGUGACCAACAAAAAAAUACCCAGAGCAAACCCACCCCCAAAGCAAGGUGGUAUGUCAUAUGCUGCACAGCACAGACCUUCAGCAAGAAACAAAGCGAUAGCGUGAGCCUACAGCGCCCCCUAGUGGACCAAACCUUAUUUCACGACCAAAGACAUCAAAAUACAAUCCCCAGGCCACAGGUACCGUAGCCACCCAGCGUGUCUGACACUGGAAGGCAAAAACUCCCAAGGCCUACAGGAGGAGCUCCAUGGACCUCUGCUGCAGAGCAGAGGUGAUAAAGCAUCCAGAAUUUGGUGUCAGACCUGUUACUUACAGCUUAAAAUGAGAGAAGGCUGUGAGGCAGGCCACACAGGGGUUGCACCCAAGGACAGUAACAGCAAGCGAGAGCUGUAGGGGGCAACUUAUGUAUGGCAAGCAGGGUGGGGUUAAUUAGUUUUCAAGAGUUCUCUGUUGAUUGGCUAAGUUGAAAAACUUUGUAGGCUUGGAGCAGAGGAGCUGUCCCUAGUCAUCUAUUCCCAGUCCCCAGGACAAUUAGGGCUGGUUCCUAGUGAUCCCAGAGUACACACAAGAGGCUAAUGGGGGAAGUGACUGGGGUAUGGACCUAACUCCUCAAAAAGGGGAACUGACCGGUCCUCAAAACUGGGUCAAGAAAGCAUUUGAACAAACUAUAUUACAGGGGAGGUCUGAAGAAACAGAAAAAACUUUGGAAAGGAAACAAAAGAUUGCAAACAGUUAAAUUACAAAUGGGCUGUUUCGUUUUGUUUUUUGACAAUAACUAAAAAUUACUGCACAUUUGAAAACUA